AAAACAAAAAUGAGUAAACAUUUAGUUAUUUAAAAAAGUUUGUUUUGUGAAAUGUUAUAUUCUAGCACCAAUGAACGCUCUGAGACAGUUCUAUUUGGAGAUACCGGUCGUGACAAGGGUGUACACGACGGUCUGUUGCCUUUGUACUCUGGCGGUGCACUUGGAUUUAGUAUCGCCGCUCCAAUUGUACUUUAAUCCGACGUUGAUUGUGCGGAAAUUUCAAAUAUGGCGGCUGGCAACAACAUUCCUAUAUUUUGGGACGAUUGGGAUUAGUUUCUUUUUCAACAUGGUGUUCACGUACCGCUAUUGCCGCAUGCUCGAGGAUGGAUCUUUUCGUGGUCGCAGUUCCGAUUUCGUGAUGAUGUUUAUCUUUGGAGGCGUGUUGAUGACAUUUUUUGGCAUUUUUGUGAAUCUGCUGUUCCUCGGCCAGGCAUUCACUUUAAUGUUGGUGUAUGUGUGGUCCAGACGAAAUCCCUUGGUGCCCAUGAACUUCUUCGGAGUUCUUAAUUUCCAAGCUCCCUAUUUGCCAUGGGUUCUUCUUUGCUGUUCCAUGAUCUUGGGAAAUACUGUUUGGGUGGAUAUCAUCGGCAUGGGCGUGGGCCAUAUAUACUAUGUGCUAGAAGAUGUAUAUCCGCAACUCUCCAAUGGCUAUAGGCUAAUCAAAACCCCAUAUUUUCUGAAACGUCUGUUUAAUGAGCAUGUUGAUCAAAAUUAUCAAGCCGCUCCCGAGGAACGUCCUGGUGGAUUUCUUUGGGGCGGAGAGGGUCAACCAUUAUUACCAAAUCAACAGCGAGAGGAAGCAGGAGAACAACGACAACAACCGCCACAAGAGGAGCUACCAGCCCAAUAACAAAGCCCAAAAACUUAUAAAUUGUUUCACAGAACGACAACCAACCAAGACCGUGUAUACCCCUCCGUUACAUCCACCUUCCAUUUGGUGCUUGGUUCAUGAAUUUAGGCAUAUAACGUAGUAUUCAAAGGAGAGAGAUAUCGAAGAGAGCAGGUAGUGCAAUAGUUAGCCAAAGUGUUUUUUAAUUUCCUAAAACACCCACACACACAUAUACGAUUGUACUCUGUAAAUUUGCCCAAAAGCAUUCAUCUUAGAUCGAUUCAGCGUAGCAAAUGCACAUGUGAUUAUAAAAAACAAAAAAUAAAUGUAAGUAUGUUCAAAGACAUGCUAUAAAAUAAAAA
Drosophila willistoni is the source of this 1191-nucleotide messenger RNA. It is a transcript of the gene Der-2, whose product is annotated as derlin-2. The record is from RefSeq and is a predicted model, not a curated record. Gene Ontology annotation, biological process: endoplasmic reticulum unfolded protein response. Lineage: Eukaryota; Metazoa; Arthropoda; Insecta; Diptera; Drosophilidae. Gene Ontology annotation, molecular function: ubiquitin-specific protease binding; misfolded protein binding. Gene Ontology annotation, cellular component: Hrd1p ubiquitin ligase ERAD-L complex; endoplasmic reticulum membrane. The transcript is spliced from 3 exons. Bases 71 to 850 code for a protein of 259 amino acids.